Solanum dulcamara is the source of this 733-nucleotide messenger RNA. Its product is annotated as DNA-directed RNA polymerases II and V subunit 8A-like. NCBI's taxonomy places the organism in Eukaryota, Viridiplantae, Streptophyta, Magnoliopsida, Solanales, Solanaceae. The coding region runs from base 122 to 559 and encodes 145 amino acids. Gene Ontology annotation, molecular function: DNA-directed RNA polymerase activity. Gene Ontology annotation, cellular component: RNA polymerase III complex; RNA polymerase II, core complex; RNA polymerase I complex. The transcript has 5 exons. Gene Ontology annotation, biological process: DNA-templated transcription. The record is from RefSeq and is a predicted model, not a curated record.
UCGACUCUUUUCUCCUCGUCGUCACUCAGUCCGUCUCCAAUCUCGUCUCUCGUCUCCUCCCUUGUCCUCGUCGGACACUAGGACUGCUCCAUCAAGGACCACAUCGGUAAGGUUGUUCAAAAUGGUUGAAACUCUUUUCGAAGAUAUAUUUACAGUCACUCAGAAAGAUCCUGACGGAAAAAAAUUUGAUCGAGUUAAUCGCAUUGAAGCACGGAGUGAGCAGUUUGAUAUGUUCAUGCUACUGGAUAUAAACACUGAAAUAUAUCCCAUGCGCGUGAAGGAGAAAUUUAUGAUGGUUCUAGCAUCUACUUUGAACUUGGAUGGGACUCCAGAUACUGGUUAUUUUAUUCAGGGUAACAAGAAAUCGCUUGCUGACAAGUUCGAAUAUGUCAUGCAUGGGAAGCUAUAUAGGAUCUCAGAAGAAGGUUCGGGGAAGCACGUUAAAGCAGACAUUUUUGUUUCAUUUGGAGGACUUCUGAUGCAGCUGAGAGGAGAUCCAUCCAUUGCAGCUAAGUUUGAGCUUGAUCAGAAGAUUUUCCUUCUCAUAAGGAAGGUUUGAUGUAAAAAUUUUUUGUUAACAACUCAAUUUGAACUUAAAAGGUGACGGACUAUUUGUGAGCGCCUAAGCUACUGGCACGUGAUAAAUCGCGUGGUGGUUUCUGUUUCUCAAGGAUACAAAAGAAUGCAACUGAGAUAUAUAAUAACGGAGACCAUGGAACGAAAGCUUUAUAUA